AUGUCUGAAAAGAAAUCCGACCAACACUCUGAAACAUUCUCGAUUGCCUCGACAAAGGCUUCGAUCAAGUCUAAGCUCAAUUUCCUCAAAAGAAAAGAAAAAUGCAAAGAAGAGAACACAAUGAAUUUAACUAGCACCCCAAAGAAGGAGAAGAGUCCAUCAAUAAAUUACCAGGCAACAGCUACUUACAUGUCAUUGAAGUAA
This is a messenger RNA of Sungouiella intermedia, 204 nucleotides long. Lineage: Eukaryota; Fungi; Ascomycota; Pichiomycetes; Serinales; Metschnikowiaceae. The record is from the annotation of a GenBank genome assembly.